Messenger RNA from Saccharomyces mikatae IFO 1815, 702 nucleotides. RefSeq names its product Vpr1p (gene VPR1). The transcript has a single exon. Bases 1 to 702 code for a protein of 233 amino acids. Lineage: Eukaryota; Fungi; Ascomycota; Saccharomycetes; Saccharomycetales; Saccharomycetaceae. The record is from RefSeq and is a predicted model, not a curated record.
AUGAGUCAUAAGAGAAGAGGCCUGGUUAUAUACCAGGAUCAGAAACAACAGCAGCGGCCCUCGGGACAGUCUAUAAGCUCUAUAUCCUGGUCUCCAAAACAGCGACCCCAUCACCCUUUGAAACAGCAAAGUACUAACAAUUUCACAGCAAUAUUAUCGAAAUCAACUGUGCAGCAGGAUGUUCAACAAGACAGAAGUCAUUUGCCAAUCUCAUCACUAGUUCUGAAACAAGAACAGCAUCAACAGAAUGAAGAGCAGCGGCGCAGGAACAUGCAACAACAAAACUCUGGACCUCCUCUGCGAAAGUUAGUGCAAGAGUCGCAGUGGACAAGCUCCACAAGUCAUUGCCACUCAAGGAAACAGGAAAAGAUACCGCAGGGAUUCUACAGUAGUGACUCUAAGCUGGUUUCGCAGCUGCACAGCUCUGUAAAGGAUCUGGACGCCAUUAUCCAGACACAUAAACCAAAAUUCGACACAAUCAUUCAUGAUCUAUCUCGUACUACCAUAUUAUCUUCAAAUGAGCUGCUCAUCAAGCUCCCGAUGGAAGAAACAAUAAUAUUGCACAGCAGAACGCCUACAAUCAAUGAAGAAUGGCUACAUAAUAAAGUCAGCAACCCUGGCGCUUCACUAGUGAUUGAUUCAAGGUCUUUUUUAAUUCUGUGUAACAAUAUAAAAUGGUACUUGCAUUGGAAAUUUAUAUGA